Messenger RNA from Hylaeus anthracinus, 885 nucleotides. RefSeq lists its product as uncharacterized. The transcript has 3 exons. The record is from RefSeq and is a predicted model, not a curated record. Lineage: Eukaryota; Metazoa; Arthropoda; Insecta; Hymenoptera; Colletidae. Bases 189 to 701 code for a protein of 170 amino acids.
GAUAGAUCCAAGGGGGAAAACACGCUUCUACUGCGCGUUUCACCGCCAUAUAUAAUUCUCGCAUUCGCACGCAUUUGUGUAGCGUUAUCGAAGCGUUCUUCGUCCCACCAAGUCGAACGAAGGAAAGCGAGAAAUCCGAAGAGAAAGAAGAAGAAGAUUGGAACAUUAAAAAAACGUUAGAAGAAAAGAUGAGAGGACGAAUCUGCGUCGCGAUGCUCUUUGGAGCAAUAUUAUGCAGCGAAUCCGUAGGACAACAGAUGGGUACCGGAAUAGACUGGGUAAACGGACUAUCCGACAAUAUCAACUGGCUAAAUAGAAAUAUUCAGCAAAAUGUACAGCGGAUACAUCAACAGGUGCACGAUAAUUUGGAGCAGGCUAUGGCACAGGGACGACGAUUCUCGGAUAAUCUGAGCAAGGAAAUAGCUGCUAGCAGGAACUCGCAUUCGUUCUCAAGCGGCAGCACGCAAACGUUCUCAAGCGGUAACGUUCUCGUGACGGACAACGAUGGAACAAGGCUCGUUCAAUCUGGUCGCACGUCGGAUGGAAAAGAGUACAUUCGCGAAAGCACGGACAAACUCGAAGGCGAUAUGAUUCGACACGUCGACAGGAUUUACGAUCCUGUCACGAACACCACAAGAGUCUACGGCUACAUCUUGAAUCUAAAAGAUCGUAAUGCCAAGCCUGUUUUGAUUGAGGCGUGAGUGGUGCCGGGAGCGGCAGAAACAGCGAUCCAUGCGUUUACUUCGUUCAACUGGAAUUGAAACAAUAUGUAUUUUAUUCGCAAUAGAAAAUUAAUCCGACGACGAUACUUCUUUCGUCGUUUUUUUUUUCCUUUUUCUUCUACUUAUUCGUGUUUGAUAAUAAAUAACCCCUUGUAAAUUGAAA